This is a messenger RNA of Saitoella complicata NRRL Y-17804, 651 nucleotides long. Its product is annotated as putative C-8 sterol isomerase. The record is from RefSeq and is a predicted model, not a curated record. The coding region runs from base 1 to 651 and encodes 216 amino acids. Gene Ontology annotation, cellular component: endoplasmic reticulum. The transcript is spliced from 2 exons. NCBI's taxonomy places the organism in Eukaryota, Fungi, Ascomycota, Saitoellomycetes, Saitoellales, Saitoellaceae. Gene Ontology annotation, biological process: ergosterol biosynthetic process.
AUGCGUUUCCUCCGUCUUGCCUUCUUCCUCCCCAUCCUUUACUUCAUCUGGGCUUGGUUCGACGUCAACGUCCUCCCGACGCUCUACAAGUUCGACCCCAAGGUCCUUCAGGAGGUCUCCCAGAAGGCUAUUGCGGCGCAUGGAAACAACACCGAGGCUUUGUUCGAGGCGUUGGUGUCUGGUUUGAGGGAGGAGUAUGGAGAGCUUGUUGCGCCUCUUGACUACAGCCCGUGGUUCUUCAACAACGCCGGUGGUGCCAUGGGUGCCAUGAUCAUUCUUCACGCGUCUAUCUCCGAGUACCUUAUCAUCUUUGGAACUCCUCUCGAGACUGAGGGUCACUCCGGUAUCCACAUGGCCAACGACUACUUUACUAUCCUCCAGGGUGAGCAGCUCGCGUUCUCUCCUGGAGAGCUUUACGCGCGUUCGUACAAGGCUGGAGAGCAGAACGUCUACCUCCGUGGUGCUCGCGCGCAGUACUCUAUGCCUGAGGGAUGCUGGGCGUUGGAGUUGGCUCAGGGUUGGAUUCCGGCUAUGUUGCCUUUCGGUUUCGCCGACACGUUCUCUUCCACCCUUGACUGGGGAAACUUGUGGACUACUGUUUACGAGACUGCAAGGAUGAUGGGGAGAAGCGCGUUGCAGGGCAAGUUCUAG